This is a messenger RNA of Symbiodinium necroappetens, 852 nucleotides long. NCBI's taxonomy places the organism in Eukaryota, Dinophyceae, Suessiales, Symbiodiniaceae. The record is from the annotation of a GenBank genome assembly.
AUGGCGGCUUGGGCGGUGUCGCAGUUCUUGAAGGUCUUGGUACUGGUCAGCGUCGUCCUCUCCAUGCUGGUAACGACACAAGAGCCGCUUGUGGACGUGUCCACCUCGGCUGUGCUGGAGACCUGCUUUGACGUGAUCUUCGUGAUGGAGUUCCUGUGCCGAUGCAUCUCCUCCCCGUCCAAGAGAAUCUACGUCCAAGAUCCCUUCAAUUGGUGUGAUAUGCUCGCUGCGUUGGGGUUGCCCUUGCGUGCGAGCGUGGGCUUCGUGCUCCAGCCGCUGUCUUCACUGGAGGCGCCGACCGUGCAGCAGGUGCUCCUGCUUCUCUUCCUUCCCAUCUUCCGCUUCUUGAAGCUGCUGAGGUAUUUCGAGUCCUUCCACUUGCUGGUGGAUGCAGGGAAGAACUCCAUCGCCGCACUACCGGUGCUCUUCUACACCAUGGCUGUGAUCACUCUGCUGAGCUCCUCUGCCAUCUACCUCGUAGAGUCCAGGGACAACAUCCCCAGCCUCCCGCACUCCAUUUGGUUGGCCCUGGUGACUAUGACGACUGUGGGCUACGGGGACUAUGCGCCAAAAUCGACAGGUGGCUAUUUCGUGGUUGCGACGCUCACCGGUGUCAGCGUCCUUUUUCUGGCUCUACCCGUCGGUAUCAUAGGACACGUCUUUACUGCCUGCUGGGAGAGCCGAGCACAAGUUCUCUUGAUGAACAGAGUACGGAAGUGCCUGGUGAAGUGGGGCUACACCAUCAAAGACCUGAAGAUUCUGGUGGAGUACGUGGAUGCAGACGGAGACGGAACAUUGAAUUUGCCAGAGUUCAUCGAGCUGAUCCGGCAGAUGAGAAUAGGACUUACCUCG